Olea europaea var. sylvestris is the source of this 1367-nucleotide messenger RNA. Its product is annotated as casparian strip membrane protein 1-like. Bases 268 to 819 code for a protein of 183 amino acids. NCBI's taxonomy places the organism in Eukaryota, Viridiplantae, Streptophyta, Magnoliopsida, Lamiales, Oleaceae. The transcript has 5 exons. The record is from RefSeq and is a predicted model, not a curated record.
AUAACAUUUGCACACUACACGUAAUCUUUUCAGGUCAGAAGCCUAUAAAUUCACUUCUGUAAUUUGUUGAUUAGCCCCAACUUGUUCUUGGGAUUCAUUGAUUUUAUCUGCAUUCAGAGAGGAUUGACAGAUAAUUCAUUUCUUUUAGCAUUUACAGUAAGGUAAGCAUUUCUAUCAAAUGAAUUGAAUGGGAUAUGAGGUUGUAAGAUUCUCAUCGGCCAUGAACCAUUAGUGAAGCUGAGAAAUCACUGAAUUAAGCAGUGAAAAAUGAAGGCUGGAGGUGCGGUUGAAGGUGGUGAAGUAACAAAAGUACCAGGAGGGAACAGGGCGAUUGCCAUAAUAGACCUUAUUCUCAGAAUUAUGGCCAUUUUUGGAACAUUGGCAAGUGCUGUGGCAAUGGCAACAACGGAUGAAACUCUUCCUUUCAUCACUCAGUUCAUACAAUUCAAGGCUCAGUACGAUGACAUUCCGACCUUCAGGGUUUUCGUGAUUGUAAAUGCAACAGUAUGUGGAUAUCUAGUCUUGUCUCUAGCCAUUUCCACCUUUCAUAUUUUCAGGAGCAGAGCAGCAAAGACUAGAGCAGUGCUAAUCUUUUUGGACUCGAUAAUGCUGGCUGCAGUCACUGCUGUAGCCUCAGCAGCAGCAGCAAUUGUGUAUUUGGCACAUAAUGGGAAUGCAUCAGCUAACUGGUCUGCUAUUUGCCAACAAUUCCAAAACUUCUGUGAGCGAAUUUCUGGUUCUCUUAUUGGCUCAUUUGGUGCAGCACUUAUUUUUAUUCUGCUUAUCAUUCUGUCAGCCAUAGCAUUAUGUAGACUCUGAUGACACUCAAAUGGAUAUACUGUUGUUGCCUCUACCUCUAUCUGAUGUGUAAUUUUAUAUCGAGUACUUGGACGCGUAAUGUUAUCUUUUGUAAUGUAGUUCUCGCUAUCAAACACGAUGUUUAUAUGUGACAUCUAAAGUUGUCGACAUAAAGAAUCUUAAUCGAGUGAGAGCCCACAUAGAAUGGGACUCUAAGAACUAAGACUCUCAGACUCCAUUAAUACAUAUUCUACAAGUAGGCAACUUUGACCAUUUUUAGCCAUCUACUUCGCAAUACAGACUUAAGUACGAGAGAGUGAAUUGCAUUUUUUGUCACCCUUCUACUACAACAGUUUUCUUGAGAGAAAUUGUAUCAACUAUUAUUACUAGACAAGUAUAUAAUAGGACUCGGAAACUUUUAACAACAAAGUCAUUAUGUCUUCAAGUUCUAUCAAUUUGCCUGUAAUUGUCUUUAAUUCUAACAAUCAAUAUUCAUGUGAAAAUGCUAGAAAUUUUCUUCAAAGCAACCCACUUUCUCCACUAUAAUACGUACUUCAUAUGCUGCUCUG